AAGACGCUCUCUGCGCCAUCCACCGUUUCUUCAUAACGCUCCCCAUCCCUCAAUUCUCUUUGUAACCCCUCCUCCGCAACGCGAUGAGCCACAUGGAGGAUUCGCCACAUGCCAGACGAUAUCGAGGAGCAGAUUAGAUGCGCAUCUCGACGCUAUUGCUCUGGACCAGCGCGGGGCUUCCAGCAUGACUGACACCAAGAAGGAACCGGAGAAGGACAAGGGAAAGGACAAGGAAAAGGAAAAAGAAAAGGAAAAGGACAAGCAAAAGCCCGUCAGGAAGCGCAAUGUUGUCUCGCGAGGUCGCACUGGUUGUCUGACCUGCCGUCGACGGCGUCUGAAGUGCGAUGAGGCGAAACCCGCUUGUCACAGUUGCACUCGUCUGAACCUGAAGUGCGAAGGCUACGCUCAGCGCAUCUCCUUCAAAGAUCAAACCGACCUGGUCGUCGAACGGGCCAAAGGAAAGUCGACCAAGAAACGGAAGGCAUCCGAACCACCGAUCAAGGAGGAAGAUUCUACAGACAGCGUGCACCAACCCAGCGAUAGCGGGAGUCCAGCGGAGAAGAGCAGUGCCAGUCCGCCAGCUACGAGCUCGAUCACCUUCGAUAACCCCAUCGUUUUUGCCGGAGAGCCAUCGGAUUCACGCCGGCUAGAUUCCGGGCGCACGCAAAUUGAUAGCCAGCAGUCAGCAACUUCCACUCCCGACCGUGUUUUGGGGGACCCCUUGGCCUCUUUCGAUUCACUACUCUCGUCCACCACAGACCCCUCUGGGGGUUCGAUGAUAUUAUCGGAUGUUCCUAUUAAGUCCCAUCUCGCUGAGGAUUUUUUCACAGACUCCGGGGAAGGCUCUUCCACGUGGGUGGUAGCGCAGGAGGGAGAAGGACCGUUCGAUCAGCAUUACCAAACAGAAUUCGCUCGAAGCUCUCCGGAUACACAUUCUGAGUUCACAAGAGGCUCACCGUCUUCAGAGGUGGCAUUCUCGGCAGCCUACGGCACACCUCCAUCAAUAUCGCUGGUGCCAUCAUCCCCCAGCAGGCCGCUUCCAAACGCCUUCCUGUCUCUCUGUGGUGCGUACGAGUUUCCGGAAGAUGUGGCCUACUACGAGUAUUCGGCCGGUCACUUUCAAAGUCUCUCACGGGUACUUCCACUCUCGGAAUUAUUUAGAUCAGAACCGGUGUCACCUCAUGUUUACAAUGCGGCCUUAGCCCUUGCGGCUUUGAAUCUCUCUAGUAUGGAGGACUAUUCGAAAAAUCCGGUCGUGCUACGGCAACAUGCAUUUCAGCAUAGUCUAAAAGCUGUUCAGGGUAUACGGGAGGCGCUAUCUUCUCCAGACCAGUCAAAGGCUCUCCGAACACCGAAGAACGUGGACACCGGUCUGUCAUUAUUUGCGACGAUUAUCUUGCUAGCCAACUUCGAGCUUCAACGAGGCUCUUUGUUUUCCUGGCGCUCCCAUAUGCGCGGGGCAGCAUCAUGCCUAGGCAUCUGGCACAAAGACAUGGCACAGAGACCUGCAGGGAUGUUAUUGGCCAAGGCCUUUGCUAGAAUGGCACUUCUCUUACGCCUAUACAACGAAGACUACUCGGUUACAACACCAGAUGUUCUGUCUCCCAGUUUAGCCGCCUGGUUGAACAGUCUGCUCGCCAGAUCUUCCGAGUUGCAGGAUCGGCUCUUACUUCUGGUCGAAGAAUGGACGCAGAUAGAAAUAAAAUAUCGUGAACAGCCAGAACUAGAAGACCAGUGGAUUGCAUUCAGCGACGACUUCUUAUCCAGAUUAGAUGAGUGGCGGAAAAAUAUACCGCCCUCAGAUCUACCAGUGGAAAGCAACGGGCCUGCUAGUGUGACGGUUUACGCUCCUUCACAACAGUCUGCGGAUUCGUCCGGUUUUGUCUACGUUCCGGCUCUCUGUUUUCCAAAUUCUGCGGACCCAUGUACUGCUGCGGUCAACUACGCCACUUACCUCUGUCUGGGUAUGAGAUCUCGGACGCGGUACUCUGUGGAGUUAGGGAAGAUUGUACCUCCAGACAGUGACGAGACAGCACUCAUGAUUUGUCGCAUUGCGGCUGGCAUCUCUCCAGUAUCAUUUGGACAGUCCUACACAUAUGCUUAUGGCAUGCUGCCUUCUGUCGUGGGGGCGGCUCGCUGGUCAUCAAACCCGGGUCUGAAAGCCUGGGUGAGAGAUUACCUGACGAAAUAUAAGAGUAACCGUGAGGGAAUAUGGAAUGUUUCUCAUUCCAUUCGGUUGCUGGACCACAUGGACCGUGAAUACGCCAGGCGCGGAGCCGCUGGAUGGGAGAUGGUUGCUGUCCGCGUCUUGGACGAACCGACGGAUCCAUCCCCUGAUCUUGAAGAAAACGAUAGCAGUAAGCCCUUCAAGAUCGUGAUGCGCGGAAGGACCAGGCAAGGCCGCUCUGAAGACGUCGUCGAAGUCCCUUAGAGCGCUCAUGGAUAUUGCUUUUUGGGAGUCAGGGCGGUAUAGGCGUUCGCCCCGUUAUUGAUUUAUGGCUGUCGAAAAAGACAAUUUAAGUAUAUGGUCUCGGACAUCUGAUGUUUGGAUGCGGGUUUGAUACCACUGAUGACGAUAGCCUCUGAUUUUGUUUGCUUUCUUGCAUGUCUCCCGGAACGGGAUCUCGGGAUUUUGACGGCUGAUUUAAAUCUCUGUCAAUGAAUAUACUCUUUUCUCUAUCAUGCGGACCGCAGGCAGCUGCAAGAUUAGAAAUGUUUUUAGGCGUGUUAAAAUGACUCUGUUUUAGAUACGGCAAGUCAACUCAUUGAUGGCUCGAGUAGUUGCCGCCGACUCUCCUAGCCUCAACAGAACAAACAUGAUAACAAGCCAACUGUACGAUCUU
This is a messenger RNA of Paecilomyces variotii, 2843 nucleotides long. RefSeq names its product C6 zinc finger domain protein. The record is from RefSeq and is a predicted model, not a curated record. The transcript is spliced from 2 exons. Gene Ontology annotation, cellular component: nucleus. Bases 185 to 2431 code for a protein of 748 amino acids. Lineage: Eukaryota; Fungi; Ascomycota; Eurotiomycetes; Eurotiales; Thermoascaceae. Gene Ontology annotation, biological process: positive regulation of transcription by RNA polymerase II. Gene Ontology annotation, molecular function: transcription cis-regulatory region binding; zinc ion binding; DNA-binding transcription factor activity, RNA polymerase II-specific.